CAUUGAGAGGCGCCGCCGCGGGACGCGGGAGCCAGGAAGCGCCAGGGCUCGCGUGGCUGUGCACGCAGCCUAGACUCGGCAUUCGGCGUCUCUUCCGACAGCACGCGGAGGCGAACGGGGAGGAGUCCUGACACCACCCGUGGUCGCAGUGGGAAGGCCCAGCCCGCCCGCCGCCUCGCCAGCGCCGUGUCCGCAGCUGUUCUCUGUCCCAGAGGGCACCAUGGCGGAGCCGGACGUGGAGAGCGAGCUGCUGGACUACGAGGAGGAUGAGGAGCCGCAGGCGCCCCCCGAGAGCACCCCGGCCGCCCCCAAGAAGGACGUGAAAGGCUCCUACGUGUCCAUCCACAGCUCGGGCUUCCGCGACUUCCUGCUCAAGCCCGAGCUGCUGCGUGCCAUCGUGGACUGCGGCUUCGAGCACCCCUCGGAGGUCCAGCACGAGUGCAUCCCGCAGGCCAUCCUGGGCAUGGACGUGCUGUGCCAGGCCAAAUCUGGCAUGGGCAAGACCGCCGUGUUUGUGCUGGCCACGCUGCAGCAGAUCGAGCCGGUCAACGGCCAGGUGACCGUGCUGGUGAUGUGUCACACGCGGGAGCUGGCCUUCCAGAUCAGCAAGGAGUACGAACGCUUCUCCAAGUACAUGUCCGGCGUCAAGGUGUCCGUGUUCUUCGGGGGCCUGUCCAUCAAGAAGGACGAGGAUGUGCUGCGUCGCCAGUGCCCGCACGUGGUGGUGGGCACCCCGGGCCGCAUCCUGGCGCUUGUGCGCAACCGCAGCCUCAACCUGAAGCACGUGAAGCACUUCGUGCUGGAUGAGUGCGACAAGAUGCUGGAGCAGCUGGACAUGCGGCGGGACGUGCAGGAGAUCUUCCGCCUGACGCCGCACGAGAAGCAGUGCAUGAUGUUCAGCGCCACGCUGAGCAAGGACAUCCGGCCGGUGUGCCGCAAGUUCAUGCAGGACCCCAUGGAAGUGUUUGUGGACGACGAGACCAAGCUGACGCUGCACGGGCUACAGCAGUACUACGUGAAGCUCAAGGACAGCGAGAAGAACCGCAAGCUCUUCGACCUCCUGGACGUGCUGGAGUUUAACCAGGUGGUGAUCUUCGUGAAGUCGGUGCAGCGCUGCAUGGCGCUGGCCCAGCUGCUGGUGGAGCAAAACUUCCCGGCCAUCGCCAUCCACCGGGGCAUGGCCCAGGAGGAGCGCCUGUCGCGCUACCAGCAGUUCAAGGACUUCCAGAGGCGGAUCCUCGUGGCCACCAACCUGUUCGGCCGCGGCAUGGACAUCGAGCGGGUCAACAUCGUCUUCAACUACGACAUGCCCGAGGACUCGGACACCUACCUCCACCGCGUGGCCCGUGCCGGCCGCUUCGGCACCAAGGGCCUGGCCAUCACGUUCGUGUCCGAUGAGGGCGACGCCAAGAUCCUCAACGACGUGCAGGAUCGCUUCGAGGUGAACGUGGCGGAGCUGCCCGAGGAGAUCGACAUCUCCACCUACAUCGAGCAGAGCCGGUAACCCCGUGCCACGGCCCAGGACCAGCGCGCCCCACCCCCUCGCCUGUUUUUACUGUUUGAAUGCUAUAGGUUUUUGUGGAAGAAUAAAUUUUUAUUACAGAAGCACA
This is a messenger RNA of Erinaceus europaeus (western European hedgehog), 1610 nucleotides long. It is a transcript of the gene DDX39A, whose product is annotated as DExD-box helicase 39A. Gene Ontology annotation, molecular function: RNA helicase activity; RNA binding; ATP binding. NCBI's taxonomy places the organism in Eukaryota, Metazoa, Chordata, Mammalia, Eulipotyphla, Erinaceidae. Gene Ontology annotation, biological process: mRNA export from nucleus; mRNA splicing, via spliceosome. The transcript has 11 exons. Bases 221 to 1504 code for a protein of 427 amino acids. The record is from RefSeq and is a predicted model, not a curated record.